Molecule: messenger RNA, 1300 nt
Organism: Brassica oleracea var. oleracea
Lineage: Eukaryota; Viridiplantae; Streptophyta; Magnoliopsida; Brassicales; Brassicaceae
Product: cinnamyl alcohol dehydrogenase 7-like
Exons: 4
Coding region: 91-1164 (357 amino acids)
Biological process (GO): lignin biosynthetic process
Molecular function (GO): zinc ion binding; cinnamyl-alcohol dehydrogenase activity
Source: RefSeq, a predicted model, not a curated record
UAAACCUGUGUCUCUCCUCAUUAUCUAUACACUUCUCAAUAAUUAUUGUCACCUAAAAACCGAGUUCUAUUCUCUUAUUGUUUAUCCAUCAUGGGAAAGGUUCCUGCGACGGAGGCGUUCGGAUUGGCCGCGAAAGACGAAUCCGGAGUUCUCUCGUCUUUCCGUUUCUCAAGAAGGGAGACAGGAGAGAAGGAUGUGAGGUUAAAAGUGUUGUUCUGUGGAAUUUGCCACACUGAUGUAUGUAUGGCCAGAAACGAGUGGGGAUUUACUACUUACCCUCUCGUCCCCGGGCAUGAGAUUGUUGGCGUGGUGACUGAAGUCGGAGCUAAAGUGAUUAAAUUCAAAGCCGGAGACAAAGUCGGAGUUGGUUAUAUGCUCAGCUCGUGCCGGUCAUGUGACAUCUGCACCGAUGACCAAGAGAACCACUGUCCAAAAAUGAUCAUGACGUCCGGAGGAAAGUACUACGAUGACACCAUGACUUAUGGUGGUUACUCUGACCACCUGGUUUGUGAAGAGGAUUACAUCAUCCGUAUUCCUGAAAAUCUCCCGUUAGACGCUGCCGCGCCGCUACUCUGCGCUGGGGUCACGGUUUAUUCACCGUUGAAGUCUCACGGACUCGACAAGCCCGGAAUCCACAUUGGUGUGGUGGGACUAGGCGGUUUAGGUCACGUAGCAGUGAAAUUUGCCAAGGCUAUGGGUACUAAGGUUACGGUUAUUAGUUCGUCAGAUGGUAAGAGAGACGAGGCGAUUAAUCGGCUUGGUGCGGAUCUGUUCUUGGUGAGCCGUGACCCGGAAGAGAUGAAGGAUGCAAUGGGGACUAUGGAUGGUAUUAUUGAUACAGUAUCUGCCACUCAUCCGCUUCUUCCGCUUCUUGGUUUGCUAAAAUAUAAGGGAAAAUUUAUUAUGGUUGGUGCACCCGAUAAACCACUUGACCUUCCAGCUUUACCGCUCAUCUUAGGGAAGAAGAUGGUGGUGGGAAGUAUGACAGGAGGGAUAAAAGAGUCUCAAGAGAUGGUUGAUUUUGCCGGUAAACACAACAUAACUGCAGAUAUUGAGCUUAUCUCUGCGGAUUAUGUCAACAUGGCUAUGGAACGGCUAGAAAAGGGGGAUGUUAGAUACCGUUUUGUGAUUGAUGUUGCCAACACAAUGAAGCCUACUCCUUAGUUACAAAGCUUAAAAACUUAAUUAAUUUCCUGAAAACGUCUUUUUCUUGUUUAUUUUGUCGGAAUAAGUUCCGAGUUGUUUGUUGAAGGCUUAGUCUGUAUCACUACUGUAUUUUUCAACUGAAUCAACUUGAAUA